AUGGCCCAGUUCGUAGUAGGGGACUAUGUCCUCUACCAGGCCGUAUGGGCGCACUUGCGCCAGAAGUUGCGGACUAAGUGGUGCGGCCCAGCCGUCGUCACCAAGGUGGCUAGCAACUGGGUGUACGACAUCGAGAAUCUGCUGACUCACGACUUCCGCCGUGUCCACGCCAGCCGCCUGAAGUUCUACGCAGACUGUGACUUGGACGUGACGUCCGAGCUGCUCACCCACGUCGCCCACAACUCAGAAGGUUUCGAGGAGGAGACAAUGGAGGAAGCGCGGUACGUCCCCACAACCAAAAUGUACGAGCUGUUGAUCAAGUGGCGCGGGCUCCAAGACGUGGAGAAUUCAUGGGAGCCUGCCGACAACACCUUCGCCGAUGUACCCGUGAUGUUCAAGGCGUUCUGCAAGGCGGCCAAGUUGCCGUAA
Aphanomyces astaci is the source of this 429-nucleotide messenger RNA. RefSeq lists its product as hypothetical. The transcript has a single exon. Bases 1 to 429 code for a protein of 142 amino acids. NCBI's taxonomy places the organism in Eukaryota, Oomycota, Saprolegniomycetes, Saprolegniales, Verrucalvaceae. The record is from RefSeq and is a predicted model, not a curated record.